Molecule: messenger RNA, 5475 nt
Organism: Euleptes europaea (tarantolino)
Lineage: Eukaryota; Metazoa; Chordata; Lepidosauria; Squamata; Sphaerodactylidae
Gene: FOCAD
Product: focadhesin
Exons: 43
Coding region: 57-5465 (1802 amino acids)
Biological process (GO): regulation of post-transcriptional gene silencing
Source: RefSeq, a predicted model, not a curated record
AUCCUUUAUUAUCUUUGUUGUAGAAACUGAAUGGGAUUUAUGUAACAGGUACAACUAUGGCUGAAGAAAUCAGAAAGAGAUUUGAUUUUCCUAACACCCUUAUACAGUCACAGACUGUGAGCCACCUUGUUGCUGCUGUGCUGAAAGAAAACAUUUCAUCCAAGAAGAUAAGCCAGUCAACGAACCAGACCCCUGCAUUAAACUUGCUUUGGGAAAAGUGCUACAGUGACGAUGUGGUCAUUCGGACAGCGUGUUGUGAGGCACUGGUCACACUUACUGCGCAAGGUCAUGCAGAGUUCAGUUAUGUUCUUAAUGGAGCCCUCAACCUGAUUCCUUCUGCCAGGAACGUCCAUGGUUUGAUAAAAACCAUUAUAAAGCUCCUAGAAAUGCAAGCGUGGCAGAUGACCAAGAGUGGGGAGGAACAACUUGGGGAAUUUCAUGCAAUCAGGAACUCCCCUCAUCCCCUGAUUACUGUGCUUGAAAACAGACCUGACUGCUGGCCAGUUCUCCUACAACAGAUGACAAUAUUUUUUCAGCAGUGUCCAGGAAGCACAGAGAGUUCACGUGUCCUUAUAAUGAGACCCUUUUUAAGAUACUUGUAUUGUGAGCCCUGCCAACUGCAGGAACAUGCUGAAUUACGGAUGGGCUUGCUUCGAGUCUUACUUCAGCCGUGUGGGCUUCGGAACAAGGAAAAACCCUCUGUCCUUGAAUGCCAUCUUCUUGAGCUCUUUUGUGACUUGGUUCCGUAUUAUCAGAUUAAGGACCUGCCACAAAUCACAGAAACCCUGCUUUUUCUGGAGGAGUUGUUCCAGAGUCUGCUACGCUACCCUGUUUUUUGGACUGUCCAAUUACACCAGCUGUGCUUGCAGCUUUUGUGCUUUUGUGAGAUUUGCCUGCAUAUCACAGGGGAAUGCUCAUCUUUAAUCUGCUUAAUGGGAGAAAAUGUUGAGCUCUUGAAAGAGGGAUUUCUGUGUGAGCUGAUGCUGAUUGGAUUAGGUCUGCUUCUUCUGCAGGCUCCAGCUAGUCAGCAGAAGCCUAUCUUAAAUUUAGCCAUCAAGCUCCUUUCCUGUUCUGAAACUGAGAUGACUCUUGCUGCAUCACUCACCCUGGUAAUGCCUGUCCUGCAGAUCUUAUCUUCUGCAGCUGUAGAUGAUUGCAUGUCUGAGGAAGAAGAUGGCAUCAGUAGGAAGCAGUUGGCAAUAAAUCUUCUAGAAAUUGUACAGCAUGGAGAACUGAAAGGAAAAAAGGAAUCGGCCUCCUGUAUGCACUUCUUUCCCCUAACCAAUACUUAUGGCUUAUUGUAUACUACUUGGAGGAUCCUUGUGCUUAUGAAAGAGAAGUCUUCUGUGUCUGACUGGCUGUCUUCUGUUAAAUCAAUGCUGCCUAUUACAACUCAAGUCCCUGUCCAGGUUUUCUUUUUGCUGGCCUACCUUCUCGUUGAAGAAAGUGGACCUGUCCUUCGUAGUGUAUUAGCCACCACCACAGAAAUAGCCAAAGCAGAUUCAUCUCAGGUGCCAAAUCUGAUUCCAGUCCUGAUGUUUAAACUGGGGAUGCCACUGCAGCCAGUACUCUAUCGGGAUAUCUUGUAUACUUUGCCUGCUUUGGGUGUGCAUAAGGUCUGUGUGGCUCAGAUUCUGCGUGCGCUACAGGUGUUGGGAAGUACUCCGAAGCUUCAAGCCAUUACUUUACGACUGAUGACAUCUUUGUGGGAGAAACAGGAUCGAGUUUACCCAGAAUUGCAGAGAUUCAUGUCUAUGUGUGAUAUGGCUUCUUUAUCUGUGAGCAAGACUACUCAAUGGGAAAAAAUGAUUGCUAAAGCUGCUUCUAUCAGAGAUAUAUGCAAGCAAAGGCCUUACCAACAUGGAGCAGAUAUGUUGGCUGCAAUUUCUCAUGUAUUGAAUGAAUGCACAAAACCUGACCAAGCCACACCUGCUGUCUUAGUGUUGCAAGGUCUUCACGCACUUUGUCAAGCAGAGGUUGUUUGCAUUCGUUCUACGUGGAAUGCGCUUUCUCCAAAGCUGAGCUGUGACACCCGACCAUUCAUUUUAAAAACAUUGAGUGAGCUGUUCUCCCUGGUGCCUUCAUUAACGGUGAAUUCAAAUGAAUAUGAGAAAUUUAAAGUCCAAGUUCUCAACUUCCUGUGGAGCCACACGCAAAGCAAGGAUCCUCUUGUGGCCAUCUCUGCAUACAAAUCUCUCUCGGAAUUUGAUUCUGAAGAACACACCAUUCUUCAUCUUCCCAAACAGGCGAGACCAGAACUGGACCAACAAGAAGAUGUGGAUGUAAAUGAAGAGGAGGAGGAAGGGAAAGAGGUUGACCUUUCUGUUCCUGGUUCCUCAUAUGUCAAAUUAUUGUUACUCACACCUCUUCCUGUUUUACCAGCAUUUGAAGAGUUUGCUGCAUCUCUGUUGAAACAGGAGAUGGCCAGCAUGCCUCGUGGAAUAUACCAUUCUUCAAUGAGAGGAAGUGCUGUUCAGUCAGAUCGAGGGAAGACUGUAUCGGGAGUCCCAAGCUUCAUGCUAAAAAUGUAUGAAAGGAACAAGCAGCCAGGGUUGAAGCCUGGCCUUGCAGCCGGCAUGUUGCUGUGUUACGAUCUUCCAAUCCAUAUGGGCAAAGAUGGCAAACCUAUCAGCCGAUUUCUAGCCAGUAGGGGACGCAAUUUCCAGCAAAUGUUGAUUGCUCUCAUCCAUGAGGUAAACAUUCAGCCUUCAGAGUGGCACCGCUCUCUGCUGCUUCCUCAGUCUUGGGCAGGAUUUAUGGAAAGAACAUUUCAUGCAGCUUUGCAAGGAAGGCAAGCAGAGCUAGAGAUGCAGUUAAAGCAUGGGAGAGAAGGACCCGAAGAGUUACAAUACAAACAAUUUACAGCCUGGCUCUGGGUCAGAGAUAUGCUGACUGAUGUAAUCAAGGGUGCUUCAAAGGACAGCCCUGUGGUGAAAGGGAAUUGUCUUCUAGCGUUAACAGGCCUUGCAGUGGCAGUAGCAAAACAUGAGAAGGGGCUUUCUUCAGACACAGAAGAAGGACUCGAUAUUGAGCCAGACUUUCUUCUGACCAAGCACUGGAUCUCAAUGGUCAUAGAUACUCUCCUUAGUAUUGUAGACAGUCACUAUCAACCUAAAGGUCGGAUUUUUCCAUGGUUUUAUCAGAAAUCCUACUCUGGUGAAAAUACCGCCAGUGCCAUUGCACGUUCCUGUGCAGCGACUGCGUUGUCUCUCUUGGUGCCAGUUUUAACUGUGUCCUACAAGGAGAAGGUUGAGGAAGUCCUGAGUACUCUGGUGGCCAUGCUUCCUGGGAAACCAAACGCCGAUGAGUCUCAGGCCGUUCAAAUUCACAUGGGCCUUGCCUUGGGGAUGUUUGUCUCACGGCUAUGUGAAGAGAAAGUCAGUGAGGUAUCCGACAAGCAAAUGAAUCUGCUUUUGAUGAAGUCCCUGGAUACAUUAGAGGAGUGCUGCUUUGACACAAGUCUAGAAUACAACACUGGAUGCAUCUUGGGCGUAGGACUCGUCCUGUCACUAAUGAGUCACAGCAGUCAAACUGGUGCUCGAGAUCAUGUCUCUACUUCACUACGUAAACUUUGUCAAUACUUGGAUGAUGCAGAAUAUCAAAGCAGAACCUUCCAGGAGAUUCUAGCUUAUUCGGUUGCCUACGUUUGUGUCUCUGCUUUCAGCGUUGGGAUUAUAGAAGGUGCAGAAGCUGAGGAACUCAUGAACAAGUUGCAGAAAUUAGUAGAAAUUAACCAGCAGACUUCAGGCUUUGCUCUAGCAUUAGGCAGCAUUGUUCAUGGAUUGUCUGUAUGUGGACAUGGAAAAGCAGAAGACCUCAGCAACCGGCUCCUUCCUGCCUGGAUAAAAAUUGUACUUGCUGAGGGAUGCCCGACAAUGCAACGGCUGGCAGCAGUCAAUGGUCUGGUGUCUUUGGUGGGUUCUGAAGGAGCCAUGAUACAGCUGAAAUCUGAGGCUAUCCAGUCUUCUCAGUUUCAAGGCAAACUUAAUGAAGUCAUCAGAACCCUGAGUCAGAUAAUCAGCUUUUCUGGAGUGAUUGGCCUUCAGACAAAUGCAGCAUGGCUUCUGGGACACCUGCAUCUCUCCAGUGUGUCUGCGACUCACAGCCGAGUCUCUGUUCCUCCAGACUUUUGCUACUUGCCUGAGAAGAGCUUUCUUAGGGCAGCUAUUGACUUUGUUGUUGAUGGUGGAAAGAAAGGCCCUGAACUAUUUCCUCCCCAUUUGGUAAAGGUAGCCUUGGCGCCUAUUGCAUUAACUGGAGAAAGCUACCAGUAUCCACCAGUCAACUGGGCCUCAGUUCUUUCCCCUCUAAUGCGACUGAAUUUUGGCGAAGAGAUACAGCAGCUGUGCAUUCAAAUAGCUGUGACCCAGUCCCCGUCAUCUCAGAAUGCUGCAAUGCUUUUGGGGAUGUGGGUAGCGCCGCCUCUAGUGUACAGUCUAAAUAUGCAAACCAAAAAAUUCCUUUUUACUUCUUUGCCGCUGUGGAUGAAAUAUGUUGCGGAAGACAAGCUGCAGGCUUUCACGGAAGUGUUUAUGGUGCAGCAUUUUGAAGCAGAGAACUACCUGGAAAACCUGGAGUACUGCCGCAGUAUUUUGCAGGGACUCAGCCAAGCCAUGAAACUUCCCAGCCCUGCCCAGUGCAGCUGGAGCUUUCUCUGCAGGGCCGUUGAGAGAAUAUUUGGGCUUUUGCCUAAUGAGAUUCGGUCGAAUGAAGUAAAGAUGUACAUAGAGGCAGCAAAAUGUCUGUCAGAAAUGGCAGAUACGGAGAUUGACCGAAUUUCCCAAGUCUCAAAGAACAAUUUGGAAAAAGUCACUUUUGUCAAAGUUUAUUUAGUUUCUCAAGGCCGAUUUCCUUUGCUGAGAUGGAAUGAAGUGAUUAGUAUUGCGGCAGGGUAUCACCAGAAAGAAACAAUUGUAUGGAUGCUACUGCACAGCUUCUACCAGGCACGAAUUGUGAGCCAUGAAAACACAGGAGUCUUAAAGAGAACGGAGUGGCUAUUGGAACUGAUGGGCUAUAUUAGGAAUGUUUCCUUAAAGAUGACGGCUGUACAAAACAUGGCUCCCAAAGAGGCUGUCAACUUCCUGUUGUGGAUCUUUGCUGCUGCUGUAGUUGCCUGGGCAGACCAUGCUGCACCAAUGCUGCUUGGGCUCUGUGCUGACUGGUUGUCUGGGGAAAGUGAAACAUCAGGAAUCUCUGCAAACUACUUGGGCAAACGUCCAGUAGAUACUCUGGCUGUCCAAGAAACUCUCACUCUUCUGCCAAGUAGCUUAAAAAAUCUGUUGGCUAAAGAGCUUUGGAAAGAACAAACACAAAAGUUUAUUGACUGGCUGGUUAGUAUAAUGGAGAGCCCAAAAGAAGCAUUGUCCCACUCUUCUAGAGAUCUUCUGAAAGCUACACUGUUGGCCUUGAGGUCCCUCCCUGAGUUUAAGAAGAAAGCCGUAUGGACAAGGGCCUAUGGCUGGUAGCCACAUGGUU